CCCCCCUACUCUUGCGCGAACCGCGAACAGCAAUGCUGACCAAAUUACAGAACGGUUAUGGGCCCGCAACAGAAUACUACCAAAAUGGACAAGUCAACAGUCUGCCGGUAAGUGGAGGAUGCUGCCAUUCGUUAAUAAAGUUGCUGAUCGAGAUAGAACGAGCAAGGCAUCUUUUCGCCGCCAACACCGAGAUCCACUGCCGAUGACGACUCCGUCCGAAGAACGUCUGGUGGAAGCGGACGUACAGUCGCACCGUCUAGCUCACCCCGAGGAAAGGAACAAAGCCCCCGACCGAAAGCGACGCCGAGAGCCAGGAAAGCGAAAGCAGGGAAGAGCGAGAAGCCAAAGACACCCAAGCUGACUGCGCCAUUGAGCAUUUUGACGAAGGAGUUGCAUCAUAUCAUAGUCAAGGACAUGGAAGCGUGGGUGAACAGGCCAGCCGACGUGAGGCGGAGAGAAGCUGAGAAGCGAAACGGAUACAUCACCCGACCCAUGAACUCGUUCAUGUUGUAUCGAUCCGCUUAUGCCGAAAGGGCCAAGUCUUGGUGUUUGCAGAACAACCACCAGGUCGUGUCGUCGGUUGCAGGCGAAAGCUGGCCCUUGGAGCCUCCAGAGAUACGAGACUUGUACACCGAAUACGCCAAGAUCGAGAGGAUCAAUCACCAGAACGCGCACCCAACAUACAAGUUCUCUCCUAGCAAGGCUGCUGCUCCAGCACGGAAGAGGAGAGGUGAGUGGUCGGAUGAUGAGGAACCAAGUGAUCUCGAAGAUGCAGAAUGGGCACCCGGCAGUGGCAGAUCUCGUUCCCGACAAGCAAGGAGAGUGGAUCGAUCACUCAGCUAUCCAUCGAACAAUAUAGGUGCCGAGUACUUCGACCGGUCGUUCGGACCAAACGGAAAUGGUAUGAACAAGUCUUCGUGGGAGAUAACGAACGAGGGAAGACCGAUGCCCAUGCCCAUGGGACACCACGACGUGUACAACCAGUACUACCAAACCGCUGCCUAUCCAAGCAUGGGCAUGAACCAAAACUUCGCAGACGAUAUGCGCAUGCGACGAGUAACCACGCCAGCCUCCUCUUUCCAAUUCCAGUCGAAUCAAGGACUCCUUGGCCUACCAGGAGGCAAUGCGGGCGACCUGAUGCAACAACUGCACUCUAAUACUGGGACACCUUUCGACGAAGGGCCACUCGACCCUAUGCUGUUGGCGUACGACGGUGGGAGCACUAGCGACAUUGAUCCGGCAGCGCUUCAGCACCACGGCUUCCGAAACGGUCAUCCAAACAUGGACGGCGAGAAGAUCGACCCAGACAGUCUCGACACCCUCUUGGAGCUUGGAAACCCACGUGACGAAUACCAUUCUGGGUCCUGGCAAUCUGACCCGAACAUGGCGUCGCUAGAAGAAGAGUCGGAGUUCGACCAGUGGAUGCAAGAACACUAGCCUGUUUCAAGUCAGCUCAUGUACAUUUGUUUGGAGCUUGAUUGUGGAGUUAAUUCGGUUUGUAGAUACCCAUGGACGAUGGUAGUUUUGGGCGGCCUCUCUGAUAAGGCGCGCUCCGAGAUGCAUCCAACAUAUUGUCACGGCGUUGUUUAGAUUAGAGGCUUACGAGCUUGUAUCGUGUCUCCGGCGUUAUUUGUUAUAGUCUAUGUAGAAUUUCAUCUUUCAAUAGAAUUCCAGUUUUUCUUGCAUUUGGGCUUGAAAGGUUGCUUGCUUGCAGUGUGACUGAGAAACCUUUCGUUAUGAUUAGAACGAGCCUUCAGCGCUUCUCGAGCACUACUCCAAUGCCUCAUAUUGCCAGAGAUCGAGACUGAGACCUGCGACGGUGAUUUGGGCAGCGUGAUUGGCUCGUGAACGAAUCGCGUUUGUGAAAGG
Messenger RNA from Cucurbitaria berberidis CBS 394.84, 1869 nucleotides. RefSeq lists its product as uncharacterized. The record is from RefSeq and is a predicted model, not a curated record. Gene Ontology annotation, molecular function: RNA polymerase II cis-regulatory region sequence-specific DNA binding; DNA-binding transcription factor activity, RNA polymerase II-specific. Lineage: Eukaryota; Fungi; Ascomycota; Dothideomycetes; Pleosporales; Cucurbitariaceae. Gene Ontology annotation, biological process: regulation of transcription by RNA polymerase II. Gene Ontology annotation, cellular component: nucleus. Bases 415 to 1437 code for a protein of 340 amino acids. The transcript has a single exon.